AUGAGCAACCAACCGAUACAGCAAUCCCAAGCCUCAUCGGCGAGAGAACCCGAUCCAGACGCUAUCAAAAUGUUUGUCGGUCAGAUUCCACGCUCAUGGGGUGAAGCAGAAUGUAGAGAGCUGUUUGAGCAAUUUGGUUCUGUUUGUCAGCUAAAUGUUCUUCGUGAUAAAGUAACACAGGCAAGUAGAGGUUGCUGCUUUGUAACUUACUAUAAGCGGGCCGAUGCAAUAGCAGCGCAAGCAGCACUUCACAACAUACGUGUCUUACCCCAAAUGUACCAUCCUGUUCAAAUGAAACCUGCCGACAUUGAAAACAGAAAUGAAAGAAAAUUAUUUGUUGGUAUGUUAAAUAAGAAACUUACCGAAGACGAUGUACGCGAAAUGUUUGCUCAGUUUGGACACAUCGAAGAUUGCACUGUUUUGAAGGACUCGGAAGGAAAAAGUCGAGGCUGUGCCUUUGUGACGUUUGCUCACCGUUCCUGUGCGCAGCAAGCGAUCAAACAAGUGCAUCUAUCUCAAACCAUGGAGGGUUGCUCGAAACCGAUUGUCGUGAAAUUCGCUGAUACCCAAAAAGAAAAAGAUGCAAAAAAGAGUGGUGGAACGCCAGUGAUAACAGCACCUUCAUUGCAGAAUACAGUCAGUUUAGCCAACACAUUGCAACAGUUGCUGCAAACAGCUCAGCCUAAUAGCAAUACCAAUCCUGCUCUGGGAACUCAGUUGGCUGCGCUUGCAGCUCUUCUUCAGACGGCAUCACAACCCAAUGUUCUUAGUUUGCUUGGAAAUGUAUUAUCUGGUUUGGGUCGUUUAACCGAGAAUACAGCAACAUCGAAUCAAACGUCUGUAAAAUCAUCACCCUUUCCUCUUGUCAGUCAGCAAACCCUGGCAUCACUCUCCUCUUCACCGGCCCUCUCAAAUGCAGAUUCAUCAGCAGCACUUCAGCAACAGCAACAUCAGCAAUUAGCUGCGCUUCAGCAGCAGCAAAGAUUGCUGGAACUUCUUACACAUCAACAGCUUGCUAACACGCCCAUAUCUACACCUAGUGGUUCGUUUGGUAAUGACAAUAAAAUAAAUGGUACAACUGGUGGAAAUAACCUCAUUCAGCUGACUGGACAGAAUGCAUCAACCAACAUCGAUGCUCUACAGCAAGCAUAUGCGGGAUUACAGCAGUUUGCUGGUUUGUAUCCACAAUUAUCGACUAAUAAUUUACUCACUGCUAGUAGUGCAACUAAUACAGGAAUCAAUGCUUCAAGCGGUGGGCAGUCAAAAGGACCAGAUGGUUGCAAUCUGUUUAUUUAUCACCUUCCUCAAGACUUCACUGACACCGAUUUAUUCACCACAUUCUCACCUUUUGGAUCAAUUAUUUCUGCAAAAGUUUUUAUUGACAAACAGACUAAUCUCAGCAAAUGUUUCGGUUUUGUAAGCUAUGAUAACGUCGUUUCGGCUCAGAACGCUAUUUCAGCACUUAAUGGAUUUCAGAUAGGUUCGAAACGGCUAAAAGUACAGUUAAAACGUGGAAAAGAUAGCAAACCGUAUCCGAGUAUGCCUGUUACUAGUAACAGUGGUAACACGAAGCCGCUGUCAACUUAA
Molecule: messenger RNA, 1587 nt
Organism: Cercopithifilaria johnstoni
Lineage: Eukaryota; Metazoa; Nematoda; Chromadorea; Rhabditida; Onchocercidae
Source: the annotation of a GenBank genome assembly